Eriocheir sinensis (Chinese mitten crab) is the source of this 2147-nucleotide messenger RNA. It is a transcript of the gene holn1, whose product is annotated as CD2 antigen cytoplasmic tail-binding protein 2 homolog. The coding region runs from base 154 to 1212 and encodes 352 amino acids. The record is from RefSeq and is a predicted model, not a curated record. Gene Ontology annotation, cellular component: U5 snRNP. Gene Ontology annotation, molecular function: protein binding. Lineage: Eukaryota; Metazoa; Arthropoda; Malacostraca; Decapoda; Varunidae. The transcript is spliced from 7 exons.
AGGUCAAGAUCAAGCUUCAAAAUUGUUAUAGAGGUCAGGAUCAAGCUUCAAAAAUUGGCGGGCAGUGUCUCGUGCGGGGUUUGUUGACGUGCUGUGGAGGGGCCGCGGGGAGCACCACUUUUGCCUUAACAGUAUAACAAGACAGCGUAAAAGAUGUCAAGGAAAAGAGCACCAGGACCAUACAACUAUGACGAUGAUGAGGAUUAUGUUCCAAGCAAGGCAGUGAAAUACUCUGAGCGUGAAGACGUGGGGCCCCAGAAAGUGAAGAAGCACUCUCUUGACUCCGACGAGGAGGAGGACGAAGAUGAGGCAGGAGGCAAGGGUGUGGACAAGAACUAUGACAUCUUGAAGGAAGAGGAUAUUGAUGGUCAGGAGGAGAAGACACUGGAGUUUGAGGGGGAGACGCAAAUCACACCAUUUAAUAUGAAGGAGGAGAUGGAGGAUGGUCAUUUUGAUGGGGAUGGCUUCUAUCACUUCAAGAAGGAUGCCACACAGAUCAAGGACGCCUGGCUGGAUGAUAUUGACUGGGUGAAGGUCAAGAGUCGUGAAGGAGAUGAGAAAAAGUAUGGGUCAGAUAUAGAGAGCGACACUGAGAGUGAGGAAGGCAACAAAAAUGGGCUGGCAGGAGCAGGGAAUGGCCUUAUUGGUGUCUACACAGAAAUGUUGGGGUUUCUCAAGGAGGGAGAGACAGUCGCUAAGGCACUGAAGAGACUUGGUGGGAACAAGAACAAAAAAAUUUCAUCAGCGCAGAAGUGGAAGCUAAAGAAGACAGGCAGCCUGGGGAGCGAGAAUGGCAAUCAGGACAUGACUGACUUCCUGAAACUGACAGAGCUGGCCAACAAGAUUAUUGAAACUGGGAACAUGGAUGUCUACCAGGAGACCUUUGAGAUGAUUAACCUGAAGGUGGAGCGCUCCAAGGCCCCAGCCUCAGGCCCUGCUCUGGACAUGUUUGCUGAGGGCCAGGAUGCCAAGAAUGACACCAGUAAGGAAAAUCCUGAUCAACAGGGGCAGGACUGUGUUGAAAAAGUGAGUUGGGAGAUACGCUGGGAGGACAAGGAGGAUGCCGAGGUGCAUGGGCCCUUUCCCAAUGAGAAGAUGCUACAGUGGCAGGAUUCAGGUUACUUUGACAAGGUGGCUUAUGUAAGGAGGAUGUCGGACAAGGCGGGGACGUGGUAUUCAACAAAACGCAUCGACUUUGAACUCUACAGCUAGUUACCGAGUGCAACUGGUGACAUAAGACUACACUUCUCAGUAAAGUUGGUGGACAGGCUGUUGGAAUAUCUGAUUGUGAAAGAGGAUCAGUGUGUACAAUAGGGAGGGACUCGGGUAUGAUAGAAAAGAGUUGAUGCAGUAAUUAUGAGAAAUCUCUGUUAUGGAUAUCCCCUUGAGGGGCUUUAAGGAUUAGUUUGAUGGACUGGACCCCACAUUUUGUACCUCAACACCUUCAUUACUCUAAAAAGUGUUCUGUUUGUCCUUUCAGCUGCUUUCUUGCUGUUUUGGACAGCAGGCACUUAGGAGGAAUUUUCAUGGCCAUCCUUGUUUGUGCUUCAGUCAUGGGUUAUGUUGAAAAUAAUUGAUAUAUUUCUCAAGUUUAUCAGUUGACAGGUUUUCAGGUUAACUGAUUUCUUUCCAUCAGAACAUCAGCUAACACCAUCAGCUGCACCAUUUUUUUUAUUUCUUUUAUUCUUCUAUUGUCUUAACAAAACCUGCUGCUUAUUUUGUAGGUUUGCUGUCAAAUUCCUGGAGUGUCUCGUCUGUCUUUAUUAAUGGAAUGCUGGUCAGUUCUAGGAAUGAGAAGUACUUAUCAUUUCCAUAACUUUCAGUUAUUCCUUUAGUACUUGAAUCUUUAUGUCCCUCACCCAUCAUCUUCAUCUGUUGUUUCUCAUUCGUACACUUAAGAUUUCAUUGCAUUUCCUCACCGAUCCAUGUAACACUUUCCUGCACAGACUGAAAAAAACUAACAGGAUGAUAUAUUGAUAUCUUUCCCAACUAAACAUCACCAUCCUUCCAGUCCUGUUUCCCAUUCAUUAAGUGGGGAGGUGGCAAGGAAUAUAUUGACUUCCAUGUCAUUGUCCUUCCAUCCGAUCCUUUUUUCUUGAACAGAGUGUUAAAGUUGACAAAUAUACCUUGAUUUUCCUGCCAUUCAA